Lachancea meyersii CBS 8951 is the source of this 1146-nucleotide messenger RNA. The record is from the annotation of a GenBank genome assembly. NCBI's taxonomy places the organism in Eukaryota, Fungi, Ascomycota, Saccharomycetes, Saccharomycetales, Saccharomycetaceae.
AUGUUUAAACGCGCUUACUCGACCUUUGUACCUAGACAUGUAUUUCCCGAUUAUAGGCUACCUUUGACGGACUUCAAAGGCCAUCAAAUGCGCGCUAUUCAGCGUUUUAGACUAUUGUUACCACAGCUGAAUUUACUACUGGAGCUUCGAGACAGCAGAGCUCCUAUAAGUACCAGAAACGUUAUAUUUGAUGAUCUAAUGGUGAAUAGACGUGAAGAAAAUACCCAGAGACUAGUUUUAUAUACGAAGUCGGACCUGUGCCCGAAAGAAACGAUUGAUAAAUUGAGACUUUGGCACACACAGAUGGGUGACGAGUUCAUGACGAUGGAUUGUCGGUCCACGAAAGAUAUACGAAACCUGAUUCGAAUAUUACAAUGGAAAUACGACAAAGUGGUUGAGCAAAGUUUGGGUGAGGUGGAAGGAAAUGAAGGUUUGCCCUUGGGUUACCGGAUUCUGGUAGCUGGCAUGCCCAACGUCGGAAAAUCAACACUGGUAAAUACACUGCGAUUCGUGGGCUCUUCCAAAACUAGAAAUUUGAGUGAGAGCAUUCACGGCUCAGUCGCCCAUAAUAGACGCAAAGUCGCGAAAACGGGAGGUCAGGCAGGUGUCACUAGGUCCACUAGCGAAUGCAUUCGUAUCGCGGACCACAGAGGUGGCAUUUACUUGUACGACACUCCUGGAGUAUCACUUCCGGGACGUGUGACGACACGGGAAAAAAUGGUGAGUUUGAGCCAAUGUGGAUGCGUCAAGAGUAAUCUAGUGGAUCCCGUAAUCCAAGCAGAUUAUCUGCUGUACGUGAUGAAUCUCCAAGAUCCGGCCGCGUAUACACAGUAUACCAAAGGUAUACCCACUAAUAAUGUUUACAAGGUGCUUGGUGGGAUUCGUAAGGCCACGAGAAUAAAAGACGACAACGGCGCAGCUAUCCAUUGGAUCGACAAGUGGCGCCAGGGCCUACGCGGCAUGAAGAUUAAGAUUUCUUUCGACGUCGAAACUUUGCUUGACGACGAAGCUUUUUCAUACAAGGACUUGGUGGAACGCGAGUUGAAGCAAUUGGGGCCUUGGCUGGAGUCGGUCCCUAGUACGGGACAGAAGAUUUCGAAGCAAGCUUUGAAGGCCAGGAAUAGUAAUCAGCUGUUUGACUUGUGA